This is a messenger RNA of Eucalyptus grandis, 2627 nucleotides long. Its product is annotated as protein GrpE. Bases 287 to 1237 code for a protein of 316 amino acids. Gene Ontology annotation, molecular function: adenyl-nucleotide exchange factor activity; protein homodimerization activity; protein-folding chaperone binding. The transcript is spliced from 4 exons. Gene Ontology annotation, biological process: protein folding. Gene Ontology annotation, cellular component: chloroplast. The record is from RefSeq and is a predicted model, not a curated record. Lineage: Eukaryota; Viridiplantae; Streptophyta; Magnoliopsida; Myrtales; Myrtaceae.
CCGAGAGCAUUGUCAAACCCGUUGACCCAACCACUUCCUUAUGGUCCUCGGCGACAAUGGCGACAAAAGACAUGUGAAGUUCGUUCCUUCAGACGUUUCUGCAAGGGAGGAGGGAGAGGGCUCUAGCGUUUCUUCGAGACGUCUCUAGUCUAAUCCUCCGCCCAGAUCGGUCUCCACCGCUUCCGUUCCCAACCGUGUUGCAGAAACCGCCGCCGCCCACCACCCUUCCGCCGCCGCAAGCCUCGAGCUUUUUUGCUCUGUAAGCCCGUGCCUUCUCUCGAGGAGAAUGGCCGUCUUCAUCUCCAGCCGCGCCGUCCUCGUCCCCCGCCUCUCUCCUUCCCCUUCCUGUCCCGCUUCGAGGCAACCCAUUUCGCCGCUUCGAGGCUGCGGCCAAUGGGAGACGUGCGUCGGGCUUCCCGCCGCGCUCCCCAGUUCCCGUUCGAUUCGAGCGCGCCGGAGCCGGCCUUUUCCCGGAUGCCGUCUCGCUUCUGCUCCGUACUCUGCCCAUUCUUCGAAAUCUGGUGGGACAGAGACUUCUUCGGAAGGUAUGAAAUCAUCUGGGCCUUCAGAGAAUAUAGCGGAGUCAGUCAGCUUGAAUAAUCUCAUUGAAGUUUUCAGGGAGGCUUUCCUUUCUGGAGAUGAGAAGACAGUUGAUGAGGUUGAGGCUAGGAUGUGCAGUAUAGAAGUAUUGAGAAAGCAACUAGUUGAGCAAGUAUCUACUUUAUCAGAAGAGAUGACCUCUGGUAAAGAGAAUUAUAUCCGACUGCAAGCAGAUUUUGAUAACUAUAGAAAGAGAUCAGAAAAGGAAAGACUCACAAUAAGCAGUAAUGCACAGAGGGAAGUAAUUGAGAGUCUUCUGCCCAUGGUAGAUAAUUUUGAAAGAGCCAAGCAACAGAUUAAACCUGAGACAGAUGAGGAAAAGAAGAUUGAUGCCAGUUACCAAGGUAUAUACAAGCAAUUUGUAGAGGUCAUGAGGAGCUUGCAUGUAUCUGCUAUUGCAUCUCUCGGAAAGCCUUUUGAUCCGUUGCAACAUGAGGCCAUUGGACGCGAGGAGUCUCAAGAAUUUCGGGAAGGCAUUGUAAUUCAAGAGAUUCGACGUGGCUUUCGUCUUGGUGAUAGAGUUCUGAGGCCUGCAAAGGUUAAAGUUUCAGCUGGACCUGGAAGCAAAAAAUCAAAACCACUUGCUGUGGAAUCUGCUGGACAAACUGCAGCAGCAGCUGGAUUGGAUGAGCGAUAGUGAUUCACCGACAAGAACCAUUUUCUUCUAGAAAAGAGUCCAACGUCCUUCAUUCACUCUAGCUCAUGAAACUUUUUGGGUAGCAUGCGGCUUUUAUUGAACUGGGCAAAGUUAGUUUCUUCAUGUCCAAGCUUUGCCAGUUAUAGUUGAAUCCAUGGAUAAUUUUCUCAUUUCUUUUCCUUUUGAAGUGUCUGAUAUAUGAAAAAAGGAUUGAUAUAAAAAGAAUUUACGGGCAACAUUUCUGAAAGCUUCUAAUUGUUAUAAUUUCCUUGUGAUUUUAAUGUAGCUGGUGAGCCCUAUUCGAGUUUUAUGCUUGGAUGAAGUGAACUUCAAUGUCAUGGGUGACUCCCAAUGUACUUGGCCCUCAAUGUUACUCCUCUUGUUUCACUUCCUGAGCUGCUAUAGUUUAAUGCAUUUUGUAUCUUUAAGAUUCGUGUCCAGAGGAACCUAUUUUUUAUUGAAUUCCUUCCAACUUGGCUGUAUAUAUUCAAAACUCAGUAAGUACCUUAAGGAUCGGAGAGAAGCUUUCUUGUAAGCAGCCGUGCAAGAAAUGAAGAUGGACAAGAGUACGUCUGCUGACGGUUGAGGAAAGAGUCUGAAGGACUCAAAGUAUGAAGAAUCAGUGGGCUAACAAGAGUUUCUUCUCUCCCUCACUCGCUAUCCCUGUUAUCACUUGGUAGGAUGUUCAGAGGCUCAUCUAAGACAAUGGCAGAUAUUCUUCAAAAGGCAGCACAGAUUAAGACGGCGGUGACUAUGGUUGGUUUGCUUCCAGUUGCCUCUAGCAUCCCUUUUUUCGGCCCUGCUUCUAGCAUCUUUAUUUUCUACUUGAAGGGCAUCAAGUUCGGUAGCCUUGUGCAAUUGAUUCCCUGAUCCGCCAUAAAUGGCCUAGAGGCAUUGUGGGUGACCCUAGGCGUCCGGGAGGUUUUUCCUAUUGGAACAUUUGCAUGAAUUGUGGGGGUUCCGGAGGAAAACAGGAAGAGAAAGUGCCCCGUGACUAUAUUGAUUGCACAUCAGACUUGAUGUUAGUUGGCAAUGCUCCCUUUUUCUUGAAUUUCAUUAAGAAAGUGACCCCACAGAACACCUCUCAGGCCGUCAUCAGGCGGCUUAGAGUUCAGGACCACCAGCAGAUUCGGAGGAUUUGCAUGACACUUACUCGGAGAAUAUGUCAGUCUCAUUACUUAGGGGGGUAAGGCCUCUGAGUUCCCUCGACUUGUAUGCUGGUUUUGUGGUUGGAGCGCCAGGCUAUCAAUAGCCUGAAAACUUGGGGGGAGGUUAGCCUCCUCUACUUUUCCAAAGGUAAAAUUCAAGUUUUCGGCCUUUAUCUUUUCUUCUCAGAGAGGACAAUAUGACAGUCUUGCCAACUAAAGUUCUGGGUUUAUCUCCGGACAAA